Molecule: messenger RNA, 3180 nt
Organism: Girardinichthys multiradiatus
Lineage: Eukaryota; Metazoa; Chordata; Actinopteri; Cyprinodontiformes; Goodeidae
Gene: notchl
Product: notch receptor, like
Exons: 11
Coding region: 135-2498 (787 amino acids)
Biological process (GO): multicellular organism development; Notch signaling pathway; cell differentiation
Cellular component (GO): membrane
Molecular function (GO): protein binding
Source: RefSeq, a predicted model, not a curated record
AAUGCAGUGGCGAUGACAUUUGGUGACUUCACUCAAUGCAAGCAGCAAGACCUCAGCAUGUUCUUCAUGUGAUGCUAUCAGAGCCAGAUUAGAAGGAAUUUCCAACCCAAGCAUAGAGAAGACAAGACCUGAACAUGCUGUGUCUCAGGAUGUUUGUUCUGCUAGGACUGAGCUGCACAUCUCAAGCUGUGUCCAGUGAUCCAUGGGACCAAUGUCGUGAGAACAGUUGUAAGGACAAGUUUGGAGAUGGCAAAUGUAACCGGGAAUGCAUGGAGUCACGCUGUCUUCGAGACGGCUUCGACUGCCUGAAGAAUCGGGGUUAUUGCAAUCCGCGACACACUGAAUAUUGUCGUGCGUAUUAUGCCAGUGAUCGCUGUGACCAGGGCUGCAACAACGCUGCGUGUGGAUGGGACGGAAGCGACUGCUUCAAAGAGCAGAGCCCUUUGUGGGCUAAAGGCACCCUGCUUCUUCAUACCAAAAUCCCAAAGCAAAACCUCUCGCUCUCUGUCACUCCUCUGCUCUGGGUACUCAGUGUCAUCCUGCAGUCACCCCUCAAACUGAGGGGAAACAUUUCCUUUGCAGCAAACUUGAAAUUGUUUGAAAUCAACCCUCAGAGGUUUGCUGACCAGCUGGCUCAUUCUUCACCAACGGAGUCUAAUGGUUCCCUCCUUUUCCUACAAGUCGACAACAGGCCUUGCUCCAGGUCACCUUCUACGUGUUUCCCCUAUGCUACCGAAGCCGGCAGUUUUCUACACGCUGUGAUAAUGCAGAAGCCUUCCACAUUUCCCACCCAGCCAGAGCUGAGCUCCAUUAUCAGUAUCAGAGGCAUCCAAGAGGAAAUAGGAAGCAGAGAGGAGCAAAGGGAAGUUGAAGAACAAACCCCUGCCUGGAUUUGGGCUGUAGCUGCUAUAGCAGUUGGCCUUCUGAUCUUGCUUCCUCUGGUGGUGUUCUUGGUGAUGAAGAGGAUGAGGCAGCGGCGAUCGGAGAACAACGGCAGCGUUAGGGUGAGACAUCGUCCUAAAACUGCUAACGAUGAUGACAGCAGCAAGUCCAAGGCCUGGAUGCAACACACACAACACCAAGAGCAACGUGUCCGAUCUAGCAGAGACAAAGAUAAAAUCAGCCUUCGGAAGAAAAAAAAGGCCAAGGAAGCCGAGAAAAGGAGGAGGAGGGAACCGUUGGGGGAGGACGCCAUUCGAAUGCGGCCUCUGAAAAGGGACCAAGAGCCAGGAAGUGACACAGACUUUACCCAAAGUUCAAUGGAGGACAUCAACAUGAGAUGCUCCAGACGACAGGAGGACCCUUCGAUCUGCGACCACAGGAGCCCAGAGCAGAGACAUUUUCGGCCUGGAACCACUCAGACCCGCAGGCCAAUACAACCGCCACCUAGAGGAUGGGAAAGGAAUGCCAUGCCUCCUCCUUUGCUCAGUCCUCCUCAGCAGUCAGCAGAGUGGUGUGGUCCAGAUGGGUCUGUGGUUCUAAUACGAGCUGUGCGUAGCGGGCUGGACAGGGUGGUUCUGGAGCUGUUGCAAGCUGGAGUUCCAGUAAACAACACAGACCACACUGGGAGAUCAGCCCUACACUGGGCAUGCUCAGUAAACCACCUCUCCCUAGCAAAGACCCUCAUUCGCUAUGGGGCUGCUGUGGACCUACAAGACAACAAGGGUGAGACAGCGCUUUUCCUCUCCUCCCUCCAUGGCUGCUAUGACACUACCAGGCUUCUUCUGCUUCAUGGUGCCAACCUGGAGCUGCAUGACCGGAGAGGCCGUCGUCCGAUUGAUGUGGCCAGAGAGGCAAUGCACCAUCAGGUCCUGGAGCUCCUACUGGCUCACCAGAUCCAGAGAGGGCCUGUUCCUGUUAAUACGUCCAGCGAUGUGAUGUGGGAGGAGCGUGCUCUGAUGUACUCCCCGUGGGUCAGUUCUCAGGGUCUCCCUGGAAGAAGCGCUUCAUUCUCUGGGAUGAUAGCCCAUCGAGACAUGGCCCCACCACCUCAAAAUGACUGGUCCAUGGGCCGGAUGCAAUACCCAUCUCCCCAGAACUGGAGACCACAGCUCAACCAAUCAGCAACGGCACUUGUUCCUCCAAGAGUCAUGGGCCGUUCCCCUCGGCCAAUCAGCACCUUACAGGAGGUGACCUCAGAAGAUGAGGAUCGUGACCGGCAUCAUGAAAACCCUCGAGCCACUACCCCUCAUUUCCUCUCUCCCCAGCCAACCCCCCGGCAGCGCUCUUUCUCAUGUACCCAACAUGCACUGCAGCGUCGCUCCAGCGCUCUACAGCCUGAGCCUAAUUACCUCAUUGUGACAGACAGAACAGCCAGCGAGCCCAUUGAAAGGGUGAUGGUUUCACCCCCACCGACCACUGUCGCCCAACCAGAUCGCCCACCAGCCAUGAACGGUGAAAAUGCCAGCAGAGUCGAACAGGCAGCAGUGAGUUCAGUGAAUACAGAGCAGAAACCCAACACAAACAGCACCACUGACUCCACACAAACAAUCCUGUAGGAAAAAGAAACAGGCAGAGAAAUUAAAGCUGAAUACAUCUUUGAAUUGAAUUGAAUUGAAGAGGAAGAGCAGGACUCGGAAAGAGCUAUAUGCCAGGUUUGUAUUAAGAAAAUCAAAAGGCUCUAAAACCAGACUCUUACUCUUAUUGUUAAUCUGUGUUUAUCUGCUCUGUUACCCACUGGAUGUAUUCUUUACUACUUUUUCAGUUCAGGCUUUUCCUAUUGUGGAGGGGGAUAUUGUUGUAAAUAUUGUUUUGUAAGAAUCCCAGUUAAUUACAAUUCAGAGAAAAGUCUUUGACAUUCUCUAAUUUAUUUAUAUUUUCUUUCCAAGCAGCUAGACUUGCUUGUAACCGUCUAAAGAAGUCAUACUGCACAGUUCUUCAGUGUUAAUGAAAGUUUCUUUCAGAAACAAGUGUAAAAGCAGCCAAAGUCCUAAGAAAAACCUUCAUAAAGACUGGAGAACUACUGAUAGAGAUGACUUUAAAGCUUACAACAAUCUGGCUCCUUGAAAGGCUAUUAUAAAGUAAUGAAAAAAUGCUCACGAUUUCUGCACAGGAUUGUUUAAAUUCUAGCAGCUUGUGUUCUGAUUCCUGCAGAAUUAUUUAAGGAGAAACACUUUUAGAGCUGUGUCUUAAAUCAGAAUACAGCUGAUAUAUACAAUAAAGCUACUUUCUAUACAUUCA